AUGGCCGGGGGAAGGAGGGGGCUGGUGGCGCCUCAGAACACCUUCCUGGAGAACAUCGUGCGGAGGUCUAACGAUACUAAUUUUGUCUUGGGUAAUGCCCAGAUAGUGGAUUGGCCCAUUGUGUACAGCAACGAUGGAUUUUGCAAGCUAUCAGGAUAUCACAGAGCAGAAGUUAUGCAAAAAAGCAGCACCUGCAGUUUUAUGUAUGGAGAGCUGACAGACAAAGAUACAAUUGACAAGGUCCGACAAACAUUUGAGAACUAUGAGAUGAACUCCUUUGAAAUCCUGAUGUACAAGAAGAACAGAACACCUGUCUGGUUCUUUGUGAAAAUCGCUCCAAUCCGAAAUGAGCAGGAUAAAGUGGUUUUAUUUCUUUGCACUUUCAAUGACAUAACGGCUUUCAAGCAGCCCAUUGAGGAUGAUUCAUGUAAAGGUUGGGGAAAGUUUGCUCGCUUGACCCGUGCCCUCACAAGCAGCCGAGGCGUGCUUCAGCAGCUUGCUCCGAGUGUGCAGAAAGGAGAGAAUGUUCACAAGCAUUCACGACUUGCUGAGGUACUGCAGCUGGGCUCUGAAAUCCUCCCACAGUACAAACAAGAAGCACCAAAGACUCCGCCACAUAUCAUUUUGCAUUAUUGUGUUUUCAAGACUACCUGGGACUGGAUCAUCUUGAUUUUAACCUUCUACACCGCUAUUUUGGUCCCUUACAAUGUCUCCUUUAAAACCAAACAGAACAAUGUGGCCUGGCUAGUAGUGGACAGCAUUGUAGAUGUCAUUUUUUUGGUAGACAUUGUGCUUAAUUUCCAUACCACCUUUGUGGGACCAGCAGGAGAGGUGAUCUCUGACCCAAAGCUGAUUCGCAUGAAUUACUUGAAGACCUGGUUUGUGAUCGAUCUGCUCUCAUGCUUGCCGUAUGAUGUCAUCAACGCAUUUGAGAAUGUUGAUGAGGGCAUCAGUAGCCUCUUCAGUUCACUUAAAGUGGUCAGACUACUUCGACUCGGUCGUGUAGCUCGGAAAUUGGACCACUACAUUGAAUAUGGAGCAGCAGUCUUGGUUCUGCUGGUGUGCGUGUUUGGUCUUGCGGCACACUGGCUGGCCUGCAUUUGGUACAGCAUAGGAGACUAUGAAGUUAUUGAUGAGGAUACAAACACGAUCCGAACUGAGAGCUGGCUCUAUCAGCUGGGAAUGUCGAUAGGAACACCUUACCGCUUUAACACAUCAGGCUUUGGAAAAUGGGAAGGCGGUCCAAGCAAGGACUCUGUCUACAUCUCCUCACUGUAUUUUACGAUGACCAGCCUCACCAGUGUUGGUUUUGGUAACAUCGCUCCAACUACAGAUGGGGAGAAGAUCUUUGCUGUUGCUAUGAUGAUGAUUGGCUCCCUUCUGUAUGCAACCAUUUUUGGUAAUGUGACAACCAUAUUUCAGCAAAUGUAUGCUAAUACGAACAGAUACCAUGAAAUGCUGAACAGUGUCCGAGACUUUCUAAAGCUCUACCAGGUCCCUAAAGGAUUGAGUGAACGUGUGAUGGAUUACAUUGUUUCCACCUGGUCAAUGUCCAGAGGAAUAGAUACUGAGAAGGUUUUGCAGAUAUGCCCUAAGGACAUGAGAGCAGACAUCUGUGUGCAUCUGAACCGUAAAGUUUUCAAGGAGCACCCAGCCUUCAGGCUGGCAAGCGAUGGGUGCCUUCGAGCGCUUGCCAUGGAGUUUCAGACAGUGCACUGUGCCCCAGGAGACCUGAUCUACCAUGCUGGCGAGAGCGUCGACAGCCUCUGCUUUGUGGUUUCAGGGUCUUUGGAAGUAAUCCAGGAUGACGAAGUCGUUGCUAUAUUGGGCAAAGGAGAUGUUUUUGGUGAUGUCUUCUGGAAGGAGUCUACCCUUGCCCAGUCCUGUGCUAACGUAAGGGCUUUGACCUACUGUGAUCUUCAUGUGAUUAAGAGAGAUGCCUUGCAGAAAGUGCUGGAGUUCUAUACAGCCUUUUCACAUUCCUUCUCCAGAAAUCUUAUUUUGACUUACAACUUGAGAAAAAGGAUUGUGUUCCGGAAAAUCAGCGACGUGAAACGUGAAGAAGAGGAGAGAAUGAAGAGGAAGAACGAAGCCCCUCUGAUUUUACCGCCAGAUCACCCGGUCCGCCGGCUGUUUCAGCGCUUCAGGCAGCAGAAGGAGGCACGGCUCGCAGCAGAGAGAGGGAGAGAUCCGGAUGACCUGGACGUGGAGAAGGGCAACGUCUUAGGCGAGCACUCCUCGGCCCGCUCGGUGGUCAAAGCCAGCGUGGUGACCGUACGGGAGAGUCCGGCGACCCCCGUGUCAUACCAGUCAGCUUCGACGUCUGGGGCGUCCGACCAGGCGAAGCUGCAGGCCCCGGCGUCGGAGUACGCGGGAUGUAAAGUGUCGGGGGAUUACCCUCGACGGAAAGGCUGGGCCAAAUUCAAAGAUGCCUGUGGGAAAGGUGAAGACUGGAACAAAGUCUCCAAAGCAGAAUCCAUGGAGACUUUACCAGAGAGAACUAAAGCUUCGGGAGAAGCUACCCUGAAGAAGACAGACUCUUGUGACAGUGGCAUCACAAAAAGUGACUUGCGCUUGGAUAAUGUUGGGGAGACACGAAGCCCGCAGGACCGCAGCCCGGUCCUCACCGAGGUCAAGCAUUCCUUUUAUCCUAUUCCAGAACAGACUCUUCAGGCCACCAUGCUGGAAGUGAAACACGAGUUGAAAGAGGACAUCAAGGCUUUAAACACAAAAAUGACCAAUAUAGAAAAACAGCUUGCUGAGAUACUUAGGAUAUUAACCUCAAGAAGAAGCUCCCAGUCACCACAGGAGUUGUUUGAAAUAUCAAGGCCCCAGUCUCCAGAAUCAGAAAAAGACAUGUUUGGAGCUAGCUGA
Messenger RNA from Cygnus atratus (black swan), 2874 nucleotides. It is a transcript of the gene KCNH1, whose product is annotated as potassium voltage-gated channel subfamily H member 1. The transcript is spliced from 11 exons. Bases 1 to 2874 code for a protein of 957 amino acids. Lineage: Eukaryota; Metazoa; Chordata; Aves; Anseriformes; Anatidae. Gene Ontology annotation, biological process: regulation of membrane potential; potassium ion transmembrane transport. The record is from RefSeq and is a predicted model, not a curated record. Gene Ontology annotation, cellular component: membrane. Gene Ontology annotation, molecular function: delayed rectifier potassium channel activity.